Messenger RNA from Helobdella robusta, 156 nucleotides. RefSeq lists its product as hypothetical. The transcript has a single exon. The record is from RefSeq and is a predicted model, not a curated record. The annotation marks the transcript as partial. NCBI's taxonomy places the organism in Eukaryota, Metazoa, Annelida, Clitellata, Rhynchobdellida, Glossiphoniidae.
AAGUUUAUAAACGAGGAAUGUUGCAUAUGCAGCGAAGAGUUUGUGCAAAGUUCCUUCAUCUACGAAAUGGGCUGCAGACACGCAUUUCAUUUCAAAUGUUUGGACAUGUGGCUCGAAAACAAAGGCAGUUGUCCAUGUUGCCGCAAAGAUAUUGUC